GGAAUCCGCCCCGGUUAGGGUUCGACGGUCAUGACCAGGUAAAACCUGCCCUCCUCGCAAUGAAUCCAUUUCAAAAAUCUCAGAAAUUUGAGAGAAGGAGAGAGGGCUUGAGGACACGAGCUCGGCGAUGGCGGAGAACAAGGAGUCGGUGUUCGAUCAGAUAAAGGAGAAGUUCCACGGGGCGGACGACUCCUCGUCGUCCGACGACGAGAAGUCCAAGGUGGUGGCGGCGGCGGAGGCCGCAAAGGCCAAGAUCUUCCGCCUCUUCGGUAGGGAGAAGCCCGUGCACCAGAUCUUGGGCGGCGGAAAGCCUGCUGAUAUUUUUCUAUGGAAGGACAAGAAAGCUUCAGCUGCUGUUCUUGGUGGAGCCACAGCAAUCUGGAUCUUGUUCGAGCUUAUGGAGUACCAUUUGCUUACUUUGGUCUGUCACUUGCUUAUCUUGUCUCUUGCUCUCAUUUUCCUCUGGGCCAAUGCUACGCAUUUGAUUACCAAGUCUACUCCACACAUUCCUGAGGUGAGCAUUCCUGAAAAAUUGGUUGUGGACAUUGCUCUUUCUCUGAGAUAUGAGAUCAACUGUGGCCUUGCCGCUUUGAGGGAAAUUGCAUCCGGACGUGAUUUGAAGAAGUUCCUUGCUGUGAUUGCUGGACUAUGGGUUCUCUCGAUCAUUGGGAACUGUACCAAUUUGGUGACAUUGCUAUAUAUCGUUUUUGUCACACUUCACUCUGUACCUUUCUUAUACAACAAGUAUGAAGACGAAGUCGACACAUUUGCAGAGAAGGUAACAAUCGAAUUUAAGAAGCAAUAUGCCGUAGUUCAUGCCAAGUAUCUGAGCAAGAUACCAAGAGGUCCAUUGAAGGACAAAAAGUUCCAGUAGCUGUAAAUCUUCAUGUUUCUAGUCGGUCUUGGUGGUUGUUGUGGGCUAUCAUUUUCUUGUUGGCGAUUUAUUGUUCUUUUUGACGAACCAUGUCUGGAUUUUGAUACUUGUACUAUGGUGGUUCGUGGCAGUUCUUUCUUUAACUAAUAUGGGCCAUACAAUAUACCGGUGUGCCAACCAUUGGUACAUAAUUUAUCAUUUAUGCCAAAUUUUGAUUAUGCUUGCUGGAUUUGUGUUA
This is a messenger RNA of Zingiber officinale, 1112 nucleotides long. RefSeq names its product reticulon-like protein B2. The record is from RefSeq and is a predicted model, not a curated record. The coding region runs from base 128 to 874 and encodes 248 amino acids. The transcript is spliced from 5 exons. Lineage: Eukaryota; Viridiplantae; Streptophyta; Magnoliopsida; Zingiberales; Zingiberaceae.